Ananas comosus (pineapple) is the source of this 1987-nucleotide messenger RNA. RefSeq names its product allene oxide synthase 1, chloroplastic-like. Gene Ontology annotation, biological process: sterol metabolic process. The record is from RefSeq and is a predicted model, not a curated record. Lineage: Eukaryota; Viridiplantae; Streptophyta; Magnoliopsida; Poales; Bromeliaceae. Gene Ontology annotation, molecular function: heme binding; monooxygenase activity; iron ion binding.
UAAUUCAUUAAUAAUUACCCCCACCCCCACCCCCACUGUCGCACCUACCACCGCAAAAAGGGGAGGAAAAAGGAGAGAGAGAGAGAGAGAGAGAGAAAUGUCGUCCGCCGCCGCAGCACUGACGGGUUUCUCUCCGGCCGCGGCGCUCCGGCCGGCGGCGUCGGUGUCGGAGGAGCGGUCGGUGUCGUCGGCGGGGAGGAAGAAUCUGCCGAUCCGGAAGAUCCCGGGGGAUUACGGGCUGCCGAUGGUGGGGCCGAUCCGCGACCGGCUGGCCUACUUCUACACGGAGGGGCGCGACGCCUUCUUCCUGAACCGGGUGCGGCGGCACGGGUCGACCGUGGUCCGGCUGAACAUGCCCCCGGGGCCCUUCGUGGCCCCGGACCCGCGCGUCGUCGCCCUCCUCGACGCCGCCUCCUUCCCCGUCCUCUUCGACACGGCGCUCGUCGAGAAGCGCGACCUCUUCACCGGCACCUUCAUGCCCUCCACCGACCUCACGGGCGGCUUCCGCGUCCUCUCCUACCUCGACCCCUCCGAGCCCAACCACGCCCCGCUCAAGCGCCUCCUCUUCUCCCUCCUCUCCGCGCGCCGCGGCUUCGUCGUCCCCGAGUUCCGUGCCACCUACGGCGCCAUGUUCGAGGGCCUCGAGCGGGAGAUCGCCCGCGGGGGCCGCGCCGACUUCGGCGCCGCCAACGACCGCGCCGCGUUCGACUUCCUCGCCCGCGCGCUCCUGGGCCGCGACCCGGCCGAGACCCCGCUGGGGCUCGACGGGCCCAAGAUCAUCACCAAGUGGGUCCUGUUCCAGAUCGGGCCCCUGCUCUCGCUCGGCCUCCCCAGCCUCGUGGAGGACGCGGUGCUCCACUCCUUCCGCCUCCCCCCCGCGCUGGUGCGCCCGGACUACGCGCGCCUCGCCGAGUUCUUCCGCGGCGCCUCGGGGCCGCUGCUCGACGAGGCCGAGGGCCUCGGGCUGGGCCGCGACGAGGCGCUCCACAACGUCGUCUUCGCCACCUGCUUCAACGCCUUCGGCGGGUUCAAGAUCCUCCUCCCCGGCGCCCGCCUCCACGGCCGCCUCGCCGAGGAGGUCCGCGCCGCCGCGCGCUCCUCCUCCUCCUCCGGCGGAGACGGGGGCGGGGUGGGGUUCCGGGCGCUGGAGGAGUCGAUGCCGCUGACGAAGUCGGUGGUGUACGAGGCGCUGCGCAUCGAGCCCCCCGUGGCGCUGCAGUACGGGCGGGCGAAGCGGGACAUGGUGGUGGAGAGCCACGACUACGGGUACGAGGUGCGGGCCGGGGAGAUGCUGUUCGGGUACCAGCCCAUGGCGACCAAGGACCCGAGGGUGUUCGGCGAGACGGCGGCGCAGUUCGUGGGCGACCGCUUCGUGGGGUCGGAGGUGCUGCGGCACGUGCUGUGGUCGAACGGGCCCGAGACGGAGGCGCCCACGGCCGACAACAAGCAGUGCGCGGGCAAGGACUUCGUCGUCGCCGUCGCCCGCCUCCUCGUCGCCGAGCUCUUCCUGCGCUACGACUCCUUCGACGUCGAGGUCGGCUCCUCCGCCCUCGGCUCCUCCGUGCGCAUCACCUCCCUUAAAAAAGCCACCUUUUGAGUUCCUUUAAUUAAUUCACCCAUUAAUUAAUUAAUGCCUCCUCCUCCUCGCCAUCCCCUUAGGGGGAAGAAGAGGAACAGGGGGUCCUUUGUGAUCUUGGAAAUGUUUGAGGGGGUGUAUUGCGAAAAGGAAAAAGGGGGAUUUUCUUUUUUAAGGUUUACGAGCUGCUUGUGUGAGUGUUUGUGGUACGUGCAUGUGGGCUCCACAUGCACGUUGUGGGGGAAGAGCAUCAAGUAUAUAUACUUGUAUAUAUACUACAGCUCCGAGGUAAUUAACCACAAACAUUUCUAUGCUUUCUCACCUCGUUACGUGUAUUCUACUGUACAAUGUCCGAAGACGUAUUUUGAUAUGAGCAACGCUAAAUCAAUAAUUAUUUUUUGGUUGCUACAA